AUGAAUGAUACAACGUUGAAAUCGAUCGCAAAGAGCUUAGUUCCUGAAAAUUAUUUAGCCAUAGCGAACGAUGCACGCGCGGAACGUGAUAAAGCGAUCAAAUUACUGCUUGAAAAGCGUAAAUUGCCCGUGUCGGGAUGGAGUGAAACAAUGAUCGAAUAUUUUGUAAGCGAGCUAGCGUUGCUGGACAGUAAUAAUUUUCCUUCACGCUGCGGUGUAGGUGAACGGGAAGGACGUGUGAUUUGUGAUCUCGUACGCCGAAGGCAUUAUAACUUUGCCCAUGGAAUUGGACGUUCAGGAAAUUUAACCGAUGCACAACCGAAAGCGGCCGGUUCCACGAUCAUGGCUAAUUUAACCAAUAGCCUAGUGUGUGAUUGGAUCAAAUCUAUUGGUGUACCAAAUUGUAGCAAGGCCAUCGUUAUUCCUUUGGCUACUGGCAUGACCAUGAUGCUUGUCUUGCGAGCAAUUCAUUCUAAACGGCCAACGGCACGCUACGUCCUCUGGUCACGGGUAGAUCAGCAGUCCUGUUUUAAAGCCAUAGCAGCCGCUGGUUUGACGCCAAUCGUUAUCGAUAGCUUGUUGGUGCGGGAAUGCAGUGUAACGGAAUCGUCACAUGCUCAGGAUGUUGAUUCCACAUGUUGUACCGACCUUCCACAGUUUGUUUUAAAAAUUAAAGAACUCGGAGCAGAUCAAAUUUGUUGCAUCGUGUCUACCACAAGCUGUUUUGCGCCACGAAGCAGUGAUGAUAUAAUCGAACUAGCUAAGCUCUGCCAAGUGCACGACAUUCCCCACAUAGUGAACAAUGCUUACGGACUGCAGAGCUCAUACUUUGCUCACCAGCUAAAUCAAGGUGCCAGGGUGGGAAGAAUUGAUGCGUUUGUUCAAAGCACGGAUAAGAAUCUACUUGUGCCAGUUGGCGGUGCGAUAGUGGCCGGAUUUACCACCGACACGGUUGAUGCAGUAGCCCAGCUAUAUCCUGGUCGUGCUUCCGGCACGCAGUCGUUGGAUGUACUUAUGACACUUUUAUCACUGGGCAAGAAUGGCUACGAUAACCUAAUGAAGGAACGAAAGAUAGCACACGGAAUGCUUUUGGAAGGAUUGACAAAUCUUGCCCAAUCUCACGGUGAACGCAUUUUACCCUGUCGCAACCCGAUUUCAAUCGCAAUGUCGCUUGUAUCGUUUGAAGGGAAUUCCAACCGUCUGGAAAUAAUUGGUUCCAUGCUACUGAAGCGUGGUGUAUCUGGUUGUCGUGUAGUGACCACGGUCGACACCAAAACUAUCGAUGGUAACACUUUUCUUCGUUGGGGAUCGCAUAAUUCGGCCGCAUGUGUGCCUUAUCUUACGGCGAGUGCCGCGCUGGGCAUUAACCCACAGGAUAUAACCAAUUUCCUAACCAAGCUGGACGAGGUUUUCCUGUUCUGCUUCCACAAUAUUUUAAUGACACGUGCUACAAUCAUCGUUCCUCGUUAUCGGCUAUUAAAAUUUUGA
Anopheles marshallii is the source of this 1488-nucleotide messenger RNA. Its product is annotated as O-phosphoseryl-tRNA(Sec) selenium transferase. The transcript has 5 exons. Gene Ontology annotation, molecular function: tRNA binding; O-phosphoseryl-tRNA(Sec) selenium transferase activity. Lineage: Eukaryota; Metazoa; Arthropoda; Insecta; Diptera; Culicidae. The record is from RefSeq and is a predicted model, not a curated record. Gene Ontology annotation, biological process: selenocysteine incorporation; conversion of seryl-tRNAsec to selenocys-tRNAsec. Bases 1 to 1488 code for a protein of 495 amino acids.